This is a messenger RNA of Marmota monax (woodchuck), 5469 nucleotides long. RefSeq names its product leucine rich repeat containing 18 (gene Lrrc18). The coding region runs from base 985 to 1797 and encodes 270 amino acids. The record is from RefSeq and is a predicted model, not a curated record. Gene Ontology annotation, molecular function: protein binding. The transcript is spliced from 3 exons. NCBI's taxonomy places the organism in Eukaryota, Metazoa, Chordata, Mammalia, Rodentia, Sciuridae.
AUAAAUUUAACCUAAGAGGAAAAAAUGGAAAAAAAAGAGUAUAAAUGCACAAAUGUAUUCGCUGCAGCUUUAUUCAUGAUAGUGGCACUUUGAAAGCAAUAAGAAAAUUCAAAUGCAAAGAGAAACUGGGAGAAGUAAUUAAAUUCAAGUAAAUGAACAUAUAAAGGACAGCCCUUCCAAAAUCAAAGAGCAGGAAAAAGAAAAAAAAAUAUGUGGUCAAAUCAGAAGGAAGUCUGGUGAUGUUUUGCGGCUGAGUGCUAUUACUUGUCCUUUAAAAGGGACCUUUACAGCUUUGCCCUCUGAUUAAUGUCCUUCUUAGGCAGGUGGCAAGGAACUCUUCUUUGUCCCAAACCUUAAUCGUCUCCAACCUUCUUGCUGUGUGAAUCGGGAGGAAAAGGCCAAUUUCAGAAAUCACAGGGAUCAGAGGCCCAGGGCUCACUCUGCGUGGGGAAGAAACCAGCCCUGCCUGACCUCCUUACAGGAAGUUUGAGUGUCCUGGAGCCCCUUUCAGCCUUGUGUCCUUUCAUUUUCUAGGCUGGCCUCAGGAUUAUGCUAAUUAACUUCAGGUCCAACUGCCUUGUUGCCUGGCGACAAAGUUUUACCCUAGAGGAGUAAGAACUGGGACAAACAAGAUAAGUUUUUGUUGGUGGUGUCCCUGCAUUUAUUGAUUUGCUUUAACUUUGCCAAACAACAGCUACUUCAAACUCUGCUUUUUUUUUCCCUCUCUCCUCCAUUGAGUAAGCAACUUUGGAAAUGCCUGUUUUCCUGGCGUGCUUUAUUUACAAAUCCCAGACACCAGCUUAUGCAUUAUUAAGGAGAGAAGGCAGCCUGCCCUGAGCCCUGGCCAGGAAGGACAGCUAGCAGGGAACACAGUCGGGUGUUCUCAGAGUCUAUCUUCUAGAAUUUUCAUGUAACUCCUUCCUCAAACUGAUUACCAUCCAAUCAGAAAAAUAUUCUUCAAACAAAGUCUCUUAAUAAAAGAACAUGGCCCAGGUUGGGAGAGGCAUCAAGGGCAAGAAGAUCACCUUCAAUGUGGCCAAGAAUUGUAUUAGAAUUACUUUUGAUGGGAAAAGACGCCUUGAUCUGAGCAAGAUGGGACUUACCUCCUUCCCCAAGUGCAUUCUGCGACUCAAUGAUGUGGACGAGCUUGAUCUUAGCCGGAACAUGAUAAGGAAGAUCCCUGAAUCUAUUUCCAAGUUCCAGAACCUGCGUUGGCUGGACCUGCACAGCAACUACAUAGAUAAGCUCCCUGAGUCCAUUGGCCAGAUGACCACCUUGCUCUACCUCAACAUCAGCAACAACAAGCUGACCACCAACGGACUGCCUGUGGAGCUGAAUCAACUCAAGAACAUCCGUACUGUCAAUCUGGGUUUGAACCACCUGGACAGUGUGCCCACCACACUGGGUGCUCUGAAGGAGCUCCAUGAAGUGGGGCUCAAUGACAACCUGCUAAAAACCAUUCCAGCAAACAUCUCCAAGCUCCCCAAGCUGAAAAAGCUUAACACGAAGAGAAACCCUUUUCCAGACACUGAGCAGUCAACCUCAUUCAUAGAUUCCAUUAAAAGGAUGGAGAACCUGUAUCUGGUCGACGCAAAAGAUCUGUGUGGGCCCUGCCUGCGGAAAUGCCAACUGGCCCGGGAAAAUCUGAACAAAAUGAAGAGCAUGGUUUUGCCAGGACCCAGAAAAGCCAUCUUCCCAAAUUUGGUUUCACCCAACUCCAUGGCUAAGGAUUCCAAAGAAGACUGGAGGAUGCGCACACCUUCCUGGAAUAGCUUACGACAAAGACAGGAAGAAUAAGCAACUAACAGGAAUCAGCGACUCUGAAGAGGAGAAGCCCUGAGUUAGGAGAAGACAAAGAGUGAACAGGGAACAUUCUGGAAGUGAGGCUCUCUGGUGCUGCCCAAGCCACUGACUUGCCUUAUGAAUAUCUGCUUUGCCUACCUUCCUUUAGGAAAUGUGUGAGAAGGUGUGAAAAUGACUUGGGAAAAUAUUUGAAGUACUUUUUUAAAUGUAGAAGAAGCAUUUAAGAAAAUUAUUAAUAUACUAUUGACAAAUAAAGACAAAAAAGAUGUUAAGUCUUUAAAGGCUUACAAUCUCAACAUUUCACUCAACUGGAACAAUCAGACUGAAAUACUUCAAGCAACUAACAUUUAUACAAAAUAUUUACAUAGAGAAAUAAGCAUAUUAUAAAGAAUUUCAACAAAUCUUUUAAUUAUGCAUAGGUAGGCAGAAAACAGAAAUGAAGAAUAAGGAAAAAUCAGAAAAUAAAAGAUAUUUAUGUCCCAACAUAUCAAUAAUUACAUUAAAUGUAAAUGGUCAACUUUAUUUGUAACAGCUACAAACUAGAAACAAUUAAAUGUCCCCCAAUGAACAAAUGGUUAACCAAAGUCUGGAAUACAUCAUGGAAUACUAUUCAGCAAUAAAAAAUGAGCACAAUAUUCAUACAUACAACAACUCAGAUGGAUCUCAAUGGCAUUGGUUUGAAUUUUAAAAGGCCAAAGACUGCAUACUCCAUGAUUCUAUUUAUAGAACAUUAUCUAGGACACAAUGAUAGAGAAGAAAAGAAGACCAGUGGUUACCAGGAAUUAAGGAUGGUUGGGAAUGGAAUGGCAGGGAGUGGGUAUGAUCAAUAAAGUAGUGGUUCAAGAGAUAUAUUUGUGGUGAUAAAAUAAUUGUAUAUGUUGAUUAUGAUUAUCAUUACAUGUGGUAAAAUGAUAAAUAACUAUGAACAUACAUGUACCAGUGUAAAUGUCCUGGGUUUUGAAAUCAUACAAUAGUUACAUAACAUGUACCCAUUGUGGGGAGUUAAAUUAGGUGAAGGGUACCCAGGCCUGUCCCCUUCACCACUCUUACAUUGCAACACUCUACCUGGCUUCCAUUUUCCACCCUUAUAAUCUGUGUGGCCAUUCUGGCUAGUCCUUCCCUGCUGGGAGCCAUUAGCCAAGUAGGUAUGACAAUUUCCUUGCCAGCGUACCCCAUGUUGCUGACAUGUUGCAGUGACAUUGAAUGUAAGUGACCUUGCUCAAGGACCAAGGCAGAUUAGGGUGUUCCCGGUUUUAAGAUAAUCGUGUUUAGGGCAUUCCCAGUUUAGGUUCCAGGUUUAAGGUUUAAGAUUAUUCCUGCUGGGAAUAGGGCGUAUCCUGCUGCCUGAGUUCCCCUUGAGUUCUCACGGGAUUCAGACAAUAUAUUUUGGAGAUAGAAGCCCAGUGGAGGUGGAUUUGGGCAGAGAACGUGGAUUUGGGAAGAGAACGUGGAUUUCCCCAGAACGUGAUUGUAGACGGCUGGUGUGAGUUCGGGAAUAAAGAGUUGCUGUUUGAAUCUACAAGCUGUGUGGUGGCUCGUGAUUGUGUGCCCAGCCAGACUGCGGCAUUUGUGCCCAGCCAGACAUUGGCAUUUGGCGUCCCGUGCGGGGAACUUCUGAAGCUUAGAGGUAAGUGAAAUUUCUCACCCUUGAGGAAGAGAGAAAGAAUGGGUGAAUAUUUCAAAAAACAAUGUGUUAUUGUUUUGAUUUAUUUUGUUUUUAUUUCAAGUUGCCUGUUCCUAGAACUUUCUCAGGCAAACUGGGGAAAAUGGUUGACUCAAGGUUUGAAGUUGUUCGCCUCCGAGCAAGAUAAAUUGUUAGAGGAAGAAGGCACCCCAGUAAGACCAAGAACAAUUAGGGCAUAUGUUGAUACAAUACAAAAAUGUAGCCCAUGGCUUUUUAAAGACAAGUUAUUAAGUAUAUCAAUGGGACCAUCAUGGUAUCCUGUAGAAGGAUUUUUCUUCAACAAGAAAGAGAUGGCUAGUUCUGUUUACUACACUUGUCUAAGAUCUUGGUUUUUACAGACAUCUGAUUAAUUUACAAAGCUAAAGUGUUAAAAUAUCAGCCACUAAAUAUGAAAUCAAGUACUCUUUACUUAUUAAGUUCCAUAAGGUAAUAUAUUUAAACAUUAUGUGUGUUUUCAUAAAUUGGUGAAUGGAAAAAGUUUAAUAUUGCUUUGGUCUGUGUCUUUGCUAAAACAAGGUUACUAAGUGUUAAGAUUCUAUCAUGUGUAAUUUAUAUACAAAGAGUAGAAAAAUUUUCAGUUGGGUUUCAAUUAUAGUAUUAUAGUAUCAUAAAAAACAUGAAAGUCUUUCAUCUUAUUAAAGUGGAGUAAUUUGUCUAAAUCAGAAAUUUUAUAAGGGUUGUUUCAAAAUGUGAAUUUAUAAAAAGGGUUAAUGGCUAAAAAAGAGAUAGAAAAAAAUUCAAGAUGUGGAAAUAUAUUUUAAUAUAAAAGGUUAAAGGAAAAAGAAAUGUUUCUAGAUGAGAUAAUCUGUGUGUGGUAAAGUAAAAAGUUGUAAAAUGCCAUUUAAAAAGAUUUUGAGGAAACUAGACUUACUUUAAAAGCUUGAGAAAGGAAGAAAGAAGAAAAAGGUAUUUGUACAUGGCAGAUUGAGACAAAGCUUCUCAAUGGAGUUAAAAAAAAAAAGGCCUUUGGUUGAAGGGUAGCCAUGUAAACUAACAUUAAAGCAAUUUAAACAGAAUCUAAACCUCGUUUAAAAGAGUGAAGUUGUAGGUGGUGAAAAAGUACAUUUAAAAGUACAGUAUAGAUGAUAAUUAAAAGGCUUUAAAAGGUUAAAUUGAAGGUGGUUAAAAUGCCUUCAUGAUGGAAAAAAGAAGCUUAAUCUUAAAGGCAUUACUUUAAAAAAAUGGGAAGAUAACAGGAUAAAAGAUAUUUAGAUAAAGAAGAUUAAAUAUUUGAAGUGAAAAACUUUAAAGACAGAAGUAUAGAAAGUUAAAAAGAAAAAAAGAUAAAGAAGAUGUAGAAAGAUAAAAAAAAUGUAGGAAGACAAGAAUUUUAAACCCACAAAAUAGGAAGAAAAAAAAAAAAACUAGGAGGAAAAUAAGCAACUAAGGGUAAAUAUAAAAACAUUAGAAAAAAAAAACUAAAAGAUAGAAAUAAGAUAAAAAAUGUUUGAAAAUAUCAAGUAAGGUAUUACAGAUAGAAAAUGCAAAAGGCUAAGACAACUAUUAGAUACAGACAUGUACUUAUUAAAGCAAAAAGAGGGAAUUGGAAAGGGGUAUAUAUCCCCCAAAGAUAAACCUAAAAUAACGCUUUUUACACUAAACUUUUUAAAUUUGGAUUCAUAAGGACUUAGUGCUGCGGAAAGACAUGUAUCCAAAAAAUGUACAUAAGCCUAAGGUACUUUGGAAAGAUAUUCUAACAGGACAAUGGAAAGGUCCUGACCCAGUGAUUGUCUGGAGUCGGGGGUCUGUUUGUGUUUUUCCACAGGGAGAACAGCAGCCCAUUUGGAUUCCAGAGAGAUUAACUAAAACAGUUUCUACAGAUCGAAAAGAAGAUGAUUUGACUCAAAUCCAUAACAGCUGAUAUCCAGAACUCCAGCUUGGCCAUUCUUACAUCUGCGACAGUGAUUAACCAGGAUGCUUUUUUCAAUAGCUAUUUUAUUAUUGCAUUUUUCCACAUCAUAAGGUUCUAUUUUUAUUUUUUG